This is a messenger RNA of Schizophyllum commune H4-8, 1149 nucleotides long. Its product is annotated as PEBP-like protein. The coding region runs from base 283 to 942 and encodes 219 amino acids. The record is from RefSeq and is a predicted model, not a curated record. The transcript is spliced from 5 exons. NCBI's taxonomy places the organism in Eukaryota, Fungi, Basidiomycota, Agaricomycetes, Agaricales, Schizophyllaceae.
CGACGUUCAUGGCCGCCUCCUAGACUCGAAUAUACUCGACACCUGACGUUGAAAGAAGGCUUGGGUAUUCCAGAACGACGCUCUUCAUCCUAGAGGAAGGCUUUACCAUGCAUAUGCCGUACUCAGAACGUCUUGUCGACACCAAGGUCUUGCGUCAAGGAUGAUGACGGCCGAGCAAACUGGGUUCACAAUGAAUCGCCAACGCCGCUCUAUAAAACUUUGACCUCUUUCUGGACUGCAACCUCUGUGGCCCACUCGAUCUUGCGACCAAAUCGAACAAUCAUGCAACCCUUCACGCUCCUCGCCACUAUCUAUGCUGCCCUCUUCGUCACGCGGCCCGGCCCCUUCGACGAUGUCAAGGACGAGUUCUACCGCGCAAAGAUCGUGCCAGAUGUCCUGCCCUCCUUCGAGCCCUUGCUCGAGCUAUACGUCGAGUUCCCUGGGGCCGUCGUACGGAAGCCUGGCGUGGAGCUCGGUGUGAAGGACACGGACACCUUCCCUCGAUUUGUGAUCAACUCCGUUCGUCACAAUGACAUGUUCAAGAAAUAUGUUCUCUUCGUCGUCGACCCCGACGCGUACUACCCCGACGACCCAUCCGUGUCGCAAGUGCGGCACUAUCUGGGCGCCAACUAUACGGUUGAGGGCGUUGGUGAAGACCAUAUCUGGUCGGUAGCGCCGCAAGACAACCUCCGCACGCCCUUCACAUCCCCCAUCACGAAUUUAACCGAGCCCGUCACGGAAUGGAAAUCGCCCGCGCCGCCUGAGGACUCAGACGCACACAGAUACAUUGUUCUUGCCUAUCGCCAACCUCCCCUCUUCACCUACGACUUCAUCGCGCCGUACCUCAAGUCUGACCGCCAAGGGUUCAACGUUUCCGAGUUCGCCCUCAACGUUGGGUUGGAUGGUCCGGUUGGGGGGACAUACUUCACGGUGGAGGCUUGAGGAUGGGGAAAGUCAAAGAGGCGUGAAAACCGAGGAGACCGAACUUCAAAUAACCGCGCCGGGACGUCGAAGGACAUGGUAGACGUCGAUCUGCUCAUGCGCCGCCGUCUCCUCUCUUGGACUCGACUCAGCAUUGUAAGCUAGUGGCAGGUACGGCUUCAAAGUGUACUAUUAGUAGGGCAACCUGUUCGAUUUUUGGCUCUCACA